CGUCCAUCCGGGGGUCGGGCUUGGCACGUGUCCUCACAACAAUCUCUGUCUGUAGGUUGCAGGAUCGCAGUCGAUCGGUCCUGGGCCUCGCGCUGUCUCCCAAGAAGACGACGAAACACCGCAGAAUGAAUAUCGGUUCUAAAAAUAAGAAGAGGGUGGUUCUGCCCAGUCGUCCCGAGCCCCCGACUGUGGACCAGAUCCUGGAGGACAUCAACAGAACCGCUCCCAACGACCCGGUCUUCAGCAUCCUGGAGAAGACCGGACAAGAUUCGUACCGGUCCUCAGACAGCGAUGUGGACUUGCGGUUCCAGCAGUGUCAACAGUAUCUGGAGCUGAGCGAGCGGCUGCAGGAGGCGCGCGGUCGACUGUUGCGAUGGAGGGAAGAGCUGCGAUUGGCAGGCGAGCAGCUGCAAAAGGACAUGGCAGAGGUCAAAGGUCAAACACUCUGACUCCACUCCUGUUAGAGGCUUUCCUCUUUUUUUUUAUCGGACCAUCGUCGGAAUGUGAUUCAGCUGACUCUGACAGUGGUGGGGCCUCCGCAGUGUUGCUCCUGACCUCUCACCUCACACCUAAUGACAAAUUACCAGUGUUAAGCGAUGUAACAUUUGCAUAUUUUUCCGGGAUAGUCAGUAAAUACAAGUUCUUUUGUUUUGAAAUGAAGGAAAGCAAACUAAUCCUCAUGUUUAAGGAUCAAAGGAUGUCACAGUUGGUCAUGGAUCGCAGUCCUUUCAGCACUUGCUCUGUAAAGUGUUGAUGUGUUCAGGCGGAACGGGAAGUUUCCUUCUUAUUUUGGUUAGUUCCUGAAGUUGAAGCUGUUCUUGUACUCCUCUGCAUCUCGUACGGGGUCAAGACCAUUUUCAGAAGCUCUUGUCUCGGAAUCGACUGAAUGUUAUCGGUCUCAGAGAAGGAGCACUCUGGAUAGCAAUUUCAUGAUCACAACUGUGGGGAUAUCACUACAUUGCUUAUGUACAUUGUCAGAUUCUUUUGUACAUUGUCAGAUUUAUCUGUUAACAUUAGUGUUCUGGCUCACGGAUUCAAUGCUUAAAUGCUGUUAAAUGCUUUUGCAAAACAACGUAGGCACAAUUUUUGUUUUUCAAAAUUCCCGUGGAAACUUUCCGCCCCUUUUGCAAUUCUAAUAUUGAAACAGGUUUUCCUUAAACUGGAAUUGAAAUCUGAAUAAAUACUUCUUCUCUAAA
Messenger RNA from Cyclopterus lumpus (lumpfish), 1196 nucleotides. RefSeq names its product chromosome 4 C19orf25 homolog (gene c4h19orf25). The record is from RefSeq and is a predicted model, not a curated record. The coding region runs from base 126 to 449 and encodes 107 amino acids. The transcript has 3 exons. NCBI's taxonomy places the organism in Eukaryota, Metazoa, Chordata, Actinopteri, Perciformes, Cyclopteridae.